Molecule: messenger RNA, 180 nt
Organism: Haemonchus placei
Lineage: Eukaryota; Metazoa; Nematoda; Chromadorea; Rhabditida; Trichostrongylidae
Source: the annotation of a GenBank genome assembly
AUGGGCUUCGCAAAUCUGUGGUUCUCGCAUCCUCGCAAAUUCGGUCCAGGAUCUCGUUCUUGCCGUGUGUGCUCCAACCAUCAUGGUCUGAUCCGAAAGUACGGUCUCGAUAUGUGCCGUCGGUGCUUCCGAGAAUACGCAAAAGAUAUAGGAUUCAAAAAGGUAAGCGAAGUACUGUAG